Molecule: messenger RNA, 1191 nt
Organism: Dovyalis caffra
Lineage: Eukaryota; Viridiplantae; Streptophyta; Magnoliopsida; Malpighiales; Salicaceae
Source: the annotation of a GenBank genome assembly
AUGGCGAGUUCAUGUUUCCAUGCAUUUCGUCUUCGAAGAACGAAGAGCAAACCAUUAAGAAUCCCUUCCUCAUCAAAAUCCCGUUUGAAUUUAGAAAUGGAGAACUUAGAGAGGAAGAGAUUUGACAGCUUGGAGUCAUGGUCAAUGAUAUUGGAAUCUGAGAAUGUAGAGACUUGGGAGGUAUCAAAGGAAGAUCAGGAAGAGUGGACUGCUGACCUUUCACAGUUAUUUAUAGGCAACAAGUUUGCCUCUGGAGCUCAUAGUAGGAUUUAUCGUGGAAUUUACAAGCAGAGAGCUGUUGCUGUAAAAAUGGUGAGAAUUCCAACCCAAAAGGAGGAGACUAGAACUUUGCUUGAACAGCAGUUCAAAAGUGAAGUUGCUUUGCUUUCGCGUCUCUUUCAUCCCAAUAUAGUGCAGUUCAUUGCAGCUUGUAAAAAGCCACCCGUGUACUGUAUCAUCACAGAAUACAUGUCACAAGGAACUCUGAGGAUGUAUCUCAACAAGAAAGAGCCAUACUCACUUUCAACAGAAACAAUACUGAGAUUAGCUCUUGAUAUAUCACGAGGAAUGGAGUAUCUUCAUUCCCAGGGAGUCAUCCACAGAGAUCUGAAAUCAAAUAAUUUGCUUCUAAAUGAUGAAAUGCGGGUUAAGGUUGCUGAUUUUGGUACAUCGUGUCUAGAAACACAGUGCCAAGAAACGAAAGGGAACAAGGGAACCUACCGCUGGAUGGCACCGGAGAUGAUCAAGGAGAAACCUUGUACUCGGAAAGUUGACGUGUAUAGUUUUGGGAUUGUGUUGUGGGAGCUAACUACAGCUUUGCUUCCCUUUCAAGGAAUGACCCCUGUGCAAGCUGCAUUUGCUGUGGCAGAGAAGAAUGAGCGGCCGCCACUACCUGCUAGUUGUCAGCCAGCACUUGCGCACUUGAUAAAGCGCUGCUGGGCAGCCAAUCCCUCCAAGCGACCAGAUUUCAGUUACAUUGUUUCUGCUUUGGAGAGGUACGAUGAAUGUGUCAAAGAGGGCCUUCCUCUUACUUCACACUCGGGCCUAGUCAAUCGGAAUGCCAUUAUUGAACGCUUGAAAGGCUGUGUUACAAGCAAUAAUGGGGUUGUAGGUGGUGUAAAUUUGUUGAUUAAAGAGCUGCCUAAAAAGGCAACUGGGUCACAUGGCAUCGAGAAAAGCAAGACGAUAUGA